This is a messenger RNA of Torulaspora globosa, 1455 nucleotides long. RefSeq names its product rRNA (cytosine-C5-)-methyltransferase RCM1 (gene RCM1). The record is from RefSeq and is a predicted model, not a curated record. Gene Ontology annotation, cellular component: nucleolus. Lineage: Eukaryota; Fungi; Ascomycota; Saccharomycetes; Saccharomycetales; Saccharomycetaceae. Gene Ontology annotation, molecular function: methyltransferase activity. The transcript has a single exon. Gene Ontology annotation, biological process: rRNA base methylation. The coding region runs from base 1 to 1455 and encodes 484 amino acids.
AUGAACUUCUAUAGGGAUGCUACCUGGGUGCUUGAAUAUGUGGAAGAAGAGGAUAAAAAAGACAGGCUCUCAGGGUCGAUGCAAACGCUGGUUUUGAAGAGCUGUCAGAGAUUCAAGCUGAAGAGCGAUCCGAAGCAUUUGUAUGCUGUGCUGGACUCAUGCUGGAGAUAUAAACCAUAUUUGGAAACUAUUAUGCGAAAGUCGGAGAUUUACAGAGAUAUACCGAAGAAGAAAGGCAAACCGUUGUACUCCAAGCUGACAUUGUUACUUCUAUGCCACGAUUUGCUGGUUUCGAAGCAGAAAAGGAUACAGAUGGGGAAGUUACCGAUAAAGGAGUUUGUCCUGAAGCAUAAAGCUAGGUUGAAUAGCGAGUUGGUGAAGUUGAAAUUGAAGUUAGGUGUUAAAGAUUUAUCUGAGCUUGUUGAUAAGGAUGAGAUCGGCAACGAUGUGACGCCCGUUAGGUGGAUCCGGAUAAAUCCACUGCGAUGUGCCGACUAUGACACCACUAACGUCUUGGUGGAGUUGAAGAGGAAGUUCCCGAAUCGGGCAGAUCAUUGGGCGGAUAUUCAACCGGGAUCGCUCUACCACGAUGAGUUUAUUCCAAACCUGUUCGGAGUGCAUCCGAGGGACAAGAUCACAUCGCAUGAACUCUAUCGUCAGGGAAAAAUUAUCAUCCAGGACCGUGCCUCUUGCUUUCCGGCUCAUAUAUUGAAUCCGGGAAAGGAUGAUGUGGUUAUUGACGCCUGCGCUGCUCCGGGCAAUAAGACUACUCACAUUGCGGCUCAUUUGCAGCCCAGAGCAGGUAACGACCAGUCGCCAAGGAUAUAUGCCUUCGAGAAGGAACCUGCACGGGCAAAGGUGCUCAAGAAGAUGAUUAACGUGGCCGGCUGCAGCAGCUUUAUCGAAAUUAAUGUUGGCGACUUCACCAAACUUGCGAUUCCGGAGAAGUUCAAAGAUGUUACAGGUCUGGUUGUGGAUCCCAGUUGUUCAGGUAGCGGAAUAUUCGGUCGUAAGUCGGUUGAUAGCCAUAAUGUGGCUAAGAAGAAAGCAGAUGGCGAGCUUCAGGUGCCCGAGGAAGAGGAAAAGAUGGUCGAAGAUGAUGUCAAGGACCGUCUUAACAAGCUAGCGUCGUUCCAGUUCCAAGUUGUGAAGCAUGCUAUGAGCUUACCUAAGGCUCGCAAGAUCGUUUAUAGCACAUGCUCUGUGCAUGCAGAGGAGAACGAACAGGUGGUUAUCGACUUACUUCUCGACAAAAAGGUGCAACAGUGGGGUUGGAGAGUCGCUCCGAGGGACAAGGUGAUCCCGACCUGGCCAAGACGAGGUAUAGUCGAGGAAUUUGAGCAGGUAUUUAGAGAUGAUAGCGAAAAAUGUCAGCGGUUAGCGGAAGGCUGCAUCAGGGCUUUGCCACGCAAGGAUGGAGGUAUAGGUUUCUUUGCCGUCUGUUUCGAGAGAUAG